AUGCGUUUAAAGGUGACAAUUGCACGAGAACCAAAACAUAGUGAUUCGGUGAUAGCGAUCACAUGGAUAAAAAGUGAUGAAUUAAUUAGUGUUGGUGAUGAUCAACAGGUGUUAAAGUGGAAUCUAAUGAAUGGUGAUGUUCAGGUGUUAAUGCAUUUACCCAGCAUGUUGUAUCCGACAGAUAUGCAAUGGCUUCCACAUGAUAGCACCAAACAGCAAUUGAAUGAUAUUUUCAUUUUGACAUCUACCGAUGGUAAAUUUUACAUUUGCAAUCGAAAUGGACGUAUUGAAAAAGUGGUCGAUGCACAUCAGGGUGCAAUUUUAUCCGGUCGUUGGAGUCAUGAUGGUUCAACAUUUGCAACCUGUGGUGAAGAUGGUGCAAUAAAAUUAUGGUCCCGAAAUGGUAUGCUACGGAGUAUUUUAGUGGAAAAUAAUUAUCCGGUCUAUGGAAUUUGUUGGAAUGGCGAUGAUUCAUCCAUAGCUUAUUGUUGCGGUGAAAAUUGUUUCAUCAAAGUUCUUAAAUCACAAACUUUGAACUUUGACUUCAUAUCAUAUAUGGCUUUGUCAUAUUUCAGACUUUGA
Molecule: messenger RNA, 582 nt
Organism: Cercopithifilaria johnstoni
Lineage: Eukaryota; Metazoa; Nematoda; Chromadorea; Rhabditida; Onchocercidae
Source: the annotation of a GenBank genome assembly